AUGGCAGAAAUCAAAGAGGAAAUUCAAACCAAUGGAAAAAAGACUUCAGGCAAAAAAGGCAGAAAACCCAACGAUAAAUGCAGAAAUUCAAACGAAGAGGUAGAAAUCACAAUAAAAGGCAGAAAUCCAAACCAAAAGACUAAGGUAGAAAUCGCAACAAGAAGAAAAAGAACUCCAGACGAAAGGCAGAAAUCCCAACAAAAAGCAAAAGAUCUUCAGAUGAAAAAGGCAGAAAACCCAAUAGGCAGAAAUUUAGACGAAAAGCAGAACUCCAAACGACAGGCAGAAUUCCCAACACAAAGAAAAAGACAAUUUCAGACGAAAAAAGGGAGAAAACCCAAUGAUAAAGGCAGAAAUAUAGACGUAAGACAGAAGUCCAAACGAAAAGAAAAAGACAGAAUUCCGGACGAAAAGCAGAACUAA
Molecule: messenger RNA, 423 nt
Organism: Lottia gigantea (owl limpet)
Lineage: Eukaryota; Metazoa; Mollusca; Gastropoda; Lottiidae
Exons: 1
Coding region: 1-423 (140 amino acids)
Source: RefSeq, a predicted model, not a curated record